Messenger RNA from Aspergillus clavatus NRRL 1, 1635 nucleotides. It is a transcript of the gene agm1, whose product is annotated as phosphoacetylglucosamine mutase PCM1. Lineage: Eukaryota; Fungi; Ascomycota; Eurotiomycetes; Eurotiales; Aspergillaceae. Gene Ontology annotation, biological process: carbohydrate metabolic process; UDP-N-acetylglucosamine biosynthetic process. The transcript is spliced from 5 exons. Gene Ontology annotation, molecular function: magnesium ion binding; phosphoacetylglucosamine mutase activity. The record is from RefSeq and is a predicted model, not a curated record. The coding region runs from base 1 to 1635 and encodes 544 amino acids.
AUGGCGUCCCCAGCGGUUAGGAAAGCUAUCUCGGAGGCAGCGCUGCAGUAUGCAAAGCCAGAGGGACGGAUCUUCCAAUAUGGCACCGCAGGCUUCCGUAUGAAGGCUGACCUUCUCAACACUGUCGUUUUCGCGGUCGGCUUGCUCGCAACCCUUCGGUCCAAGAAAUUGAGCGGACAAUGGAUUGGUGUUAUGGUUACUGCGAGCCACAACCCCGCGGAGGACAAUGGUGUCAAGCUGGUGGAUCCUAUGGCCGAAUGGGAGGCAUACGCUACCAGACUUGCCAACGCUCCGCUGGAGAGUAUCGGCGAUGUUUACGAUGAACUGAUUAAGGAGAUCGAUGUCAGCAUGGAGAAUCCCGCUCGUGUGGUUUUUGCCCGUGAUACUCGUGCAUCCGGCUCGAGACUUGUCAGCGUUCUCAACGCGGCUCUUACUGCCACCGAGGCCGAAUUCCUCGACAUGAAGUACAUGACUACCCCUCAGCUGCAUUACAUCGUCCGAUGCAAGAACACCCUUGGGACUCAGUACGAAUACGGAGAGCCCACCGAACAAGGAUACUACGAGAAGCUGGCUGAAGCUUUCAAGAGAGUCAUGAGAGGCGUCAAGGUCAAGGGCUCUCUAACUGUCGACUGUGCUAAUGGCGUUGGUGGGCCUAAACUGCGAGAACUUCUCAAAUACCUGCCAACGGAGCCUGGGCUCGAAAUCAAGAUUUCGAACGCCGACGUCAUCAACCCCGACAGCCUCAACUUCGAAUGCGGUGCCGAUUAUGUCAAAACCAAGCAGCGUGCCCCACCAUCAUCCAAGGCGUCUGUUCUCGAGCGGUGUGCUUCCCUGGAUGGUGACGCUGACCGCAUCGUUUAUUACUUCGUCGACGAGGGCAAUGUUUUCCGACUGUUAGAUGGUGACCGGAUUGCCACUCUUGCUGCUUCUUUCAUUGGUGACCUCGCCCGGAGUGCUGGCAUUGCCCAAAAGCUCAAGAUCGGUGUCGUUCAGACCGCUUAUGCCAACGGAUCCAGCACCGACUACAUCGAGAAGGUCCUUAAGCUUCCAUCUGUCUGCACAAACACCGGCGUCAAGCAUCUCCACCAUGCUGCCCUUCGAUUCGAUGUCGGCGUCUAUUUCGAAGCCAACGGUCAUGGCACUAUCACCUUCUCCGAGAACGCCUUGAAGACGAUCAAGAAUACAGAGCCCCAGUCUCCGGCCCAGCAGCGUUCGCUCGAGUGCCUGCAGGCUCUCACUGACCUGAUCAACCAGGCGGUUGGAGAUGCCAUCUCUGACAUGCUUUUGGUUGAAGCCAUUCUUGCUCACAAGGGCUGGACCCCCAAGGAAUGGCUUGCCACUUACACCGACCUCCCUUCCCGGCUUGUGCGCGUGGAAGUGGCUGACCGCUCAAUCUUCAAGGCCUAUGACGCUGAACGCAAACUCGAAUCACCCCCUGGACUACAGACAAAGAUCGAUUCCUUGCAGUCUCGCUACAACAAGGGAAGAAGCUUUGCCCGCGCCAGUGGCACAGAGGAUGCGGUACGUGUCUACGCGGAGGCCGCCAGCCGGUCCGAAGCUGACGAUCUCGCUACCCGUGUCGCCAAUGCUGUUCGUGAUGCCGGCACCGUCAAGGAGAUCCUGCAGGAUUCUUGA